AUGGCUUUAGCAUCGGUGUCAAGUAUGUGUUCAAACAUUGGUCCUCCAAAAGCGCUCUCAUACUUCACAGCCUCCUUUUCAGUUUUCCUGAUAAUUUUAACUAUUCCUGGAAACUUUCUCGUCUGUUUGGCCAUCAUAAAAGAUCCCUUCAGGAACUUGAAAACGCCUUUUAACUACUUCCUUUUAAGUCUAGCGGCCACUGAUCUGGUUGUGGGAACGAUUAUGGAUCCCGUGUCAGUUGCUUUUCACACCAGCGAAGGGCUUCAACUAAACAUCGUAGAUAUCAAACUCUUGCACAUUUUAUACUUUAUUUUGUGCACGGCGUCUAUUUUAAUACUCAUGGCACUUACCGUGGAGAGAUAUGUGGCCGUAUCAUCGCCAGUGAAGUACAAAACAGUGGUUACCUCCAAGCGCGCUAUUUUAACAUCCCUGUCAAUUUGGUUGGCAGCAUUAGGGUUUUCUUUUGCAUACUUUCAACUCGGAUUUAUAUUCUACUCCUUCAUUCUUGCAAACACUGCUGUUCUCAGCACGUUUGGGGUUAUCAUCUUUGUUCAUGUAGGAAUACUUAAACGACUGCGCCAAAGAUCGAGAUAUUGGCGAAAGAGGAGAGCAAUGGAGAGCACGAAAUCUGAUGUGCAGGAGAACAAAAAAAAUCUUAUCAGUGCAAAGAAGGACAGAAAAGCAGCUAAAGCAUUGAUGAUUGUGCUUCUUGCAUUUUUUUCUUCGUUCACACCAGCCUGUGUUAUGAUUUACUUGUUAAAUUUUUGCUCAGGCUGUAGUUGUGCGCUAAUUCAUUGGUUGCGGGAUUUGCAAUUCUUAAUUGUGUUGUGCAACUCUGGUAUCAAUCCUUAUUUAUACGCAUGGAGGCUUCCUCAGUUCAAAAGAGCUUUCUACAAGCUUCUUCAUCUCAAGGCACGCACGAAAAUAAGUGACAUUACCACAACGUCAAUUCAUGCCACUGGCAAACGAGAAACUAGCCAAAUACCUGAAACUCUUUGCGGUGAAGACGAAAGGAUUUCAUCCGUCUGA
Molecule: messenger RNA, 1029 nt
Organism: Pocillopora meandrina
Lineage: Eukaryota; Metazoa; Cnidaria; Anthozoa; Scleractinia; Pocilloporidae
Source: the annotation of a GenBank genome assembly